AUGUCUCCGCGGCACGCGCCGCGGGGACCGCGGGGACCGCGGUCGUCGCGGCCGCUGACGAAGCGCGCCGCGCUCCUGUGCUUCGCGAUCGUCGCGUGCGUCGUGAACCUCCCGAGCGCGUUCCUCGGCGUCGCGACGACGGGGUGGGUCGUGAGCCUCGCGACCGGAGUCGGCGCGGGAGACGCGAGACGAGAUUCGAAGCCGCGCGCCGACGCUUCGACGCGGACGACGACCGCGGCGGACGCGCGCGCGUGCGAGAGCGCGGCGCGGUCGUGCGCGAUCGAACCCUCGUCGUCGCCGCCGCCGCGCGCGAUCGCGCUGGCGCUCCCGGACCCGGACCCGGAGACGCGCAAGCCGCGCAAGUACUCGGCGAACCACUGGUUCCACGUCUGCGAGUUUCAUCUCAGGCGCGUUCUAAACCACGCGAGACUGCGCGUCGCGACCGCGCGCGAGGACGGCGGCGGCGGCAACGCGACCUCGUCCGCGCCCGCGCCCGACGUUAUCAUCCAGGUCGCGUCGCCCGCGUGGACGACGCAGCUCACGCCGAUGACGCGGCUGCUGUUGGCGCUGGCGUACACGGACGGCCGGUCGCGGCGCGUCGCGUUCGCGCCGACCGGGACGAUUGGAUCGGCGGCGGCGGCGGCGUCGACUUCGAAGAGGUCAACAUCCUCCGUGGGAUUGACGUGCGGGUGGGAUCGCGCGAGCUGGCACUUCGACGCGACGCAGCCGCUCGAGGAGCGGUUCGUCGUCGACGCCGGCCCCGCGAGUCGCGGAGAAGACGGAGGAGGCGGCGGCGGCGGCGAGACGACGGCGUGCGAGGCGACGGCGGGCGUCGCCGUCGCCGUCGGCGGCGGCGGCGCGUUCGGCGCGGCCAAGUCCGAGCGCGGGGACUGGGCGCCGACCGCCGCGGACGUGAGAAGCCUCCGCGGGACGCUCGAACGCCUGUGCGGGCUCGACGGGGGGAAGAACGACGACGACGAAGACGACGACGCGAGGCGGAUCUCGGCGGGGGUGGAUGCGUCGGACUCGCGCGUGUACCCGACCGCGGCGCUCGCGGCGGCGCCGUGCAAUUCCGAUCCCACGACGAACUCGAACUCGAACUCGAACUCUCGUCGCCACGCGGUGAUCUACCAGCGGAACGUCGGCAGGGCGCUGAGGGAUCCGGGAGACGUCGCGUCGCGCGUCGGCGCCGCGCUCGGCGACGAUUGGAUCGUCACCGUCGUCACGCACGACGACUUUCUGCCGCCGUGUUUGCUCGCGCGGUGCCUCGGUCGCGCGGAGCUCCUGCUCACGCCGCACGGGUUUCAGAGCAUGCUGUACUUAUUUCUCCCUCCGAGAGCGCUCCUGUACGAGGUGUUCCCGCAUCGGUAUUACAAGCACGGGUACAAGCGCGCCGCGUUGGAAUGGGGGCUGUCGUACGGGUUUACGAUGUCGCCGCCGUCGUCGACGACGGCGAGGGUCAUCGGCCGAACGUUCACGACGAACGCGUGCAUGCAGAUGUAUUACUGCCGGUAUAACGCGCGCAAAGGGAACGUGAGCGUGAGCGACGAGGACGCGAGCGCGAUCGCGCGCGCGGUCGCCGCGGAGCGCGGGCUGAGAGGGCGGCUCUCGACGCCGUGGAAGGUCACCGAGUCAGAUGAGAGGUCUACUAGACCGGAUCCGGCGGCGGACGGCGGCGGGUCGCACGGAGCGGUGAAGGUCACGCGCGCGGACGGCGGCGAGCUCGAGGCGUUCGGCGUAGGAGGCAAGCGCGGGGACGUCACGCGCGCGGCGUGCAUGGCGAAGUGCGCGGCGAAUCACUCGUGCCAGCGGUUCCGGCUGUCGGGCGGCGACUCGGAUACUAAUUCGGCGGUUUCGGAUUCGGACGCGUCUGAGAAUCUCGAGCGCGGGCGGUGCAUGCUGAGGAUAGACGAGUCGCAGGGGGAGAAGGACGGCGACGUCAUCGGCGCGGGGAUCUACAACAACAAGUGUUGGGUUCCCGGCUGUUAAAUCGGAUCCAGAGAGCCAGUCUACGAAUAUCAUAAGCAGCUUAGAUCUAAUGAACGAAGAUAUCUCGU
This is a messenger RNA of Micromonas pusilla CCMP1545, 2057 nucleotides long. RefSeq lists its product as uncharacterized. The transcript is spliced from 2 exons. Lineage: Eukaryota; Viridiplantae; Chlorophyta; Mamiellophyceae; Mamiellales; Mamiellaceae. Bases 1 to 1989 code for a protein of 662 amino acids. The record is from RefSeq and is a predicted model, not a curated record.